CGUUAUAUUAUUAUCAUUAUUAUUAUUAAUAUUAUUAUGUUCUCAUCGACGAUUAAAUACCGUGACGACACGUCACAGUAUUUACACAUGUAUAUAUAUAUAUUAUUUAUACUUCUGACGAGUCUCAUAAUAUUAUCCGUUGCAAUAUUUUAUAUAAUUGGAAGAAAUGAACGGAACCCCGGCGUGUCUCCCGACGCCGACGAACGGCCAACGAGUGACAGUCGAAAUCCCCGACGGAUUGCCGGCCCUAAUGAUGAUCGUCGCUCGAGAGGUGAUGCGUCAUUUUCCCGAAGACGAAUGCGCGGCGUACUCAAUCGUAGCCAAUUAUUUGGAAGAAAUGAUCAAAGAGAAUAAUGAAAAAGAGGUAUCGUGCAUGGACGAAGAAAUUACUCCAGAAAUGAUUACUCAAAACGUGAUCAAAACCGUUGAAAACUACGGCGUUACACCCGAAUCGGCUAACGACGCUGCGAUUAUAAUACAAAGGGCUUGGAGGAAAUACAAUAAAUCGGUUUCGAAAAUAAAAUCCGAUUCUUUGGGAACGGGAGAUCACGACUUAUCCAAGGAAAUUUGGAUGGACAGUUACGAGGAAAUUAAUUAUGAAAACGAUUCCGACGACAUGGAACGUGUGAAUGUAGUGAGAAAAGGUCAGAGAGACUAUGUGCCACCGAUUCCAGAUUUCAUUGACGAUCUAUACUCGUUGAAAGAUGAAGACAAUUUAGACGGCCAGCCAAAGGAAGCUCUUUAUGAAGACGAAGAAUACAACUACAAAUCCAUAGACAACGAAUUGAGCCGUGAAAAGAUUGAUCAAAGCGUGAUAAAAACGGAGGAAAAACAUGUGUCUUCAAUACAACCUCAUUCUUUGGAAAUGGGAGACCGCAUCUCCUCUAAAGAAACUCUGAUGGAAAAUUACGAGGAGAUGAAUUACGAAAACGAUUCUGACGACAUGGAACGUGUGAACGUAGUGAGAAAAGGCCAGAGAGACUAUGUGCCACCGAUUCCAGAUUUUAUCGACGAUGUAAACUCGUUGAAGUACGAAUAAAAUAUAAACGGUCGGCCAAGGGAAACUUCUUAUCAAGACGAAUAAUAUAAUACUUCAAUAAUUUGUAGAUGUAAAGCUGUACACA
This is a messenger RNA of Myzus persicae (green peach aphid), 1124 nucleotides long. RefSeq lists its product as uncharacterized. The coding region runs from base 167 to 1039 and encodes 290 amino acids. The record is from RefSeq and is a predicted model, not a curated record. The transcript has 4 exons. NCBI's taxonomy places the organism in Eukaryota, Metazoa, Arthropoda, Insecta, Hemiptera, Aphididae.